AUGGAAUUAAAAUUUAUAUUUAUAUUUUUUUUAUUUUUUAUUCACAAUUUAAAGGCUUUUAUUUUAAACAAAAAAUUCAGAAAUCUUUGUACUAAAUACUCAUCAAAUAAAAAUAGGGUUAAACUAUCUUUAAAAAUAAAUGAUAUUAUUAAUUUUAAAAAUAAGAAAGAUUUAAAAAAAGACAUAAUAAAACAUUCAAAAAAGUUGUGUUUAGAUUUAAAUGAUGAACAAAUAAAAAUUAUAGAAAAUAAUUUAUAUGAAUUUUUUUAUUAUUUAAAAUUAAAAAAUAUAAAUAUAGAUGUAAAAAAAAGAAAAAGUAAAUAUUCAAAAUUGUUGCCUUUAUGUGUGAAAGAAAAAAGACAAAAAAAAUUCCACACAACAAAUCUGAAAAAAGAAAAUGAUUACUUUAUUGUUAAUUCUAAUAGUUUUUCUAACUGA
Molecule: messenger RNA, 438 nt
Organism: Plasmodium gallinaceum
Lineage: Eukaryota; Apicomplexa; Aconoidasida; Haemosporida; Plasmodiidae
Product: conserved Plasmodium protein, unknown function
Exons: 5
Coding region: 1-438 (145 amino acids)
Source: RefSeq, a predicted model, not a curated record